This is a messenger RNA of Oryza sativa Japonica Group (Japanese rice), 1582 nucleotides long. NCBI's taxonomy places the organism in Eukaryota, Viridiplantae, Streptophyta, Magnoliopsida, Poales, Poaceae. The record is from RefSeq and is a predicted model, not a curated record.
UUCCCACCCCACACCUUCUCUCCUCGCUCUCUCUCUCUCUUCCUCUCUCGCUUCGCUUUUCUCCCCCAAAUCGGAUCGAACAAAAUUCGUAAAUUAAUCUCAUAAAAACACACACGAAGCGAACGGAUUCGAAGAGAGCUUAACACGAGACGGCUUCGAUCGAUCCCGUUUUGGGGAGCUAAUCGUGUGGUUUUUGUUGGAUUGUUUUUUUUGGGUGUUAAUCUAGGGUUAGGGUUUCGGAUCUGGACGAUUAGUCCCCAAAUCCAUCCAUGAAUGACCCCAUGAUGCGGCCACCGGCGCAGCAGCCGCCGCUGCAGUACCAGAUGUGGCCGCCGCCGCCGCCGCCGGUGAUGGAGUUGCCGGUGGUGUUCGUCGGGGUGAAGCCGGUGAGGCCGGCGUGGAAGCGGGUGGCGAGGCAGCCGGGGUGGAAGCAGCGGAAGGCGGCGGCGUCGGCGGCGGCGGUGGGGGCGAGGUGGGGCGGUGCGGCGGCGCCCCGCAACACGACGUCGUACCUGAUCCGGGCCAAGCGGGCGGGGGGCGUGGCGUCGCUGGUGUCGCCGUGCCCCGUCACGCCGGCCGUGCUGCCGACGCCGCAGCUGUCGCCGGCGCGCGAGGUGGUGGUGGAGAUGGCCAAGGAGAAGUGGGGCGUCGACGGGUACGGCUCCAUGAAGGGCCUCAUCCGCCUCCGCUCCCAGGCCGCCGACGCCGGUGGCCUCCCCGGCGAGGACUCCGGAUCCGGCGAGAGCGACGUGGAGGAGCACGUCGAGGUGGAGCGCCGCCUCGACCACGACCUCAGCCGCUUCGAGAUGGUGCAGCUCCCCGUCGCGGCCGGCGACUGCGAGGACGACGAAGACGACGACGACGGCGACGAGGCCCGCACCGCGCGGCUGGAGGAGGAGAACCUGACCCUGCGCGAGCGGCUGUUCCUGAUGGAGCGCGACAUGGACGACCUCCGCCGCCGCCUCCUCGCCGUGGAAACCCUCUGCCGCGACCGCCACCGCGACGGCUGCGUGGUGGACGCUGCCGGCGUCGUCGCCGAGGAGACGGUGCUCUCCGAGAGCGUCGCCGGCGCCGACCUCGCCGGAGUCGGAGACGACGACGGUGACACGGCGGCGGACGCCAUGAAAGCGUGAAGCAGACAAGGGCUUGUACUACUCAACUGUACAUAGGUUUCCGGGUUUCCCCUGUGCAGAUGUUGAUGUGAAGAGUAGGCAGAAGCAGCUUUAGCUUAGAAAUUACUCUUCUUCUUUGCAUCCUUCCUGUGGUUUAAUCUUGAUUUUUGUUAUUACUUGUUUAGCAGCAGCUUGAUCAUCUCUUUGUAGUACUAGUUCGGUUCCAUUUCUUCUUGUAGAAUCAAAUCAGCCAAUGGAUGAUGAUGAUGAUGAAAUUGGGUAGGCAGGCAAGAACACAAGAUGUGGGUGUUCUUCUUCUGCUCCUGUAGAUCCCUCAUCAACUACUCUCCUAGUCUCCUAGAUAGAUAGACUAUUAUCUUAGAGUAUGAUGUUAGUACCAAAAGAUAUUCAGUAACCUGCUCGGUGUAUGCUAUGAAUUUCAAAUCCAAAGUGUUUGUUUAGUUUGUUCA